AAGAGGCUGGAGGAGGCCAAGUCGUACGAGGAAUGGCUGGCGGCAGCCACGAAGCUGGAUGAGCUGCAAGGGGCAGAGGCCUGGAAGCGAGACCCCUCCUCCUCCCUCUACGACUCGCGGCUGAUCCAGGAGCGGCUGUCGGAGAUGCUGAGGCUGGAGGCCAAGGCAGACUACUCGAGUAUCGUGUUCUGGCUGCGGUCGGGGCUGACGAGGAACUUGGGCGGGACGGGGAACGAGGGACUCUACAACCAGACGUACGUGGGGACGAAGAGGCUGAUAGAGAGACACAACGAGGAGCUGGUGAGGAUGAUGCUGGGGAUCUGUGAGUGCAAGGAAGAGGAGCUGUCGCUGCAGGAGAAGCUCGACUUCUUCACGGAGUCGCGCCAUGCCCUCGGCAAGACAGCGCUGCUGCUGUCAGGGGGAGCGAGCCUGGGCAUGUACCACUUCGGGGUAGUGAGAGCGCUGUUCAUGCAGGGCCUCCUUCCUCGCGUCAUGUCCGGAAGCUCGGCAGGAGCCAUCGUGCUCGCGAUUAUCGGGGUCAGGACGUCGGAGGAGCUGGCGGAGCUGUUUGGGGAGGGGAUGGAGCUGAUCAGGAGGGAGAUAAGGCUGGACUUCUUCGCUGGGAGGGGCAACAUGAGCGAGAGGCUGCGGAAGAUACUGAGCAAGGGGGUGCUGAUGGACGUCGAGAACCUGCAGGAGGUGCUGCGACACGACAUCGGGGACUUGACGUUCGCCGAGGCGUUCGAGAGGACCGGGAGGAUCAUCAACAUCUCGGUGUCCCCGGGGAACAACUUCGAGCAUCCUCGCCUGCUCAACUACCUCACCGCUCCUCACGUGCUGGUCUGGAGCGCGGCCUCUGCUUCCUGUGCACUGCCAGGACUCUUUGAGUCGGUCGAGCUGGUAGCGAAGAACGCCAAGGGGGAGCAAGUCUCGUAUCACAUCUCGAGCGUGCGAUGGACAGACGGCAGCCUGCAGUCAGACCUGCCGAUCAAUCGCCUCAAAGAACUCUUCAAUGUUAACUACGUCAUCGUGUCCCAGACGAAUCCGCACGCGAUUCCAUUCGUCCAGCAUCUUCAG
Molecule: messenger RNA, 1077 nt
Organism: Guillardia theta CCMP2712
Lineage: Eukaryota; Cryptophyceae; Pyrenomonadales; Geminigeraceae
Exons: 3
Biological process (GO): lipid metabolic process
Molecular function (GO): triacylglycerol lipase activity
Source: RefSeq, a predicted model, not a curated record